AAAUCGACUUAGUAUAACUUGUUAUUUCCCAUAUGAGACAAAUUCAACAAAAUUGGAUUGUGACGUCAUUGAGAUGGAAGACAAAUCACUUCCGAAAAACGAAAAUAAAAGUGAAAACGAUGGUUCGAAUUACAACGAGGAUGUCGCUGAUGUAGAUGAACUUGACGGCAAUUUUGCCAACGUUGAUAAUUUCUUUAAAACCGGGUUUGUUUAUACAACAGCAGAACAAGUUCGAAAACAUGUAUUUGAAUCUGAAACUGUCGGUUGGUCUUGGAGUGUGUAUAAUUCAGGAUUCUAUCACACAGCAAUAGUUAUUCAUUUAGAUGGAAAACCGAGAUAUUCUGCGAACUGGGGACCAGUGAGCGAGACAAAAUUAUGGGAAAUGAGAGGGCAUGUAAAAGGCGAAGUGACCAUUGGAAUUGAAAACGAUGGCACUGAAACAAAGGAAGACGGAAAUAAAGUUCAUGAAACUUCCGCAAAGAAAUUGGAAAAGGUCACAUACAAACCGAUUGUCGGGUCUAUCAACGUGGAUCAAAAUUCACAAACGAAAAUAGAUAAUAUGUUGGAUUUGCUUUUGAAUUAUGAUCAAGAAUUUUAUCAUCUUGUUGACUGCAAUUGUCGUGAUCAUGUUUUAGAUAUUCUAAUGAAAGUUGUCGGUAAUGAAACCGAGAUUUUACCGAUAAAAAACGAUAUUGAAAGUGUUAAACUCUCAGCAGAAAAAUUCUGGGAGAAAAGACGAAUUAUUAAUCGAAAUGAUAGAGAUUGAAUUGUCAACAAUGAUUCUCGAAUAAUCAAAAACAUAAGAACGGAUUUCAAUAUUUAUCCUCUCAUCCAAAUACUUCCUAGCAAAGCUGUAUAUAUAAAUAUCCUUCCGCUACUAAUUUUGGCUCCGGUCAAUCAACUUUGAGAAGCACUGAGCUAUAGUAACUAUCUAUUACUGCAAUUAUAUUUUUUUUUAUUUCGUUUUAUUUAUUCUUCCAUUGUCUCACAAGUUUAUUAUUUAUAUGUGUUUGCACAAUAUUACUAA
This is a messenger RNA of Styela clava, 1027 nucleotides long. RefSeq lists its product as uncharacterized. The record is from RefSeq and is a predicted model, not a curated record. Lineage: Eukaryota; Metazoa; Chordata; Ascidiacea; Stolidobranchia; Styelidae.